Molecule: messenger RNA, 1534 nt
Organism: Coccidioides immitis RS
Lineage: Eukaryota; Fungi; Ascomycota; Eurotiomycetes; Onygenales; Onygenaceae
Exons: 4
Coding region: 257-1534 (425 amino acids)
Source: RefSeq, a predicted model, not a curated record
CACGUUUCUUGCUUCUUGAUCGUUGACCUUAAUUGUCCUCAUCGUCAUCUCAUCGCCUCCUCCGUUUAUAUAUAUAACUAGUGCACCUCGGACACCCUGAACGCCGGCCCCCCCACCAAAGCGGAAGUACCCAAGGAACAGACAACGGUUUUAACUCCAUACCCGCUCAGAAUCCACGGAUCGCGCCUCGAAGCUACCGCUCGCGUAUACUGUUCUGAAGUAUAGUCCAGGCCGGGGGCUACAAGGAACUGCCUACAUGUAUCGCUACGGGGACACUGCGUCCUCCACCACCGGGAGCUCUAUCAGUGGUGGUCGGUGGGACGCAGAACGCUUCAUGCGGGAGCGCAGCGAGCGACACGAGCCCACACGCCGCGAACGCCACACCGCUGUAGAAGUCAUUGAACGCGACCGGGUAGAAAAAAGGGUCCCGUCUUUUGUCGAGGAUUAUCUUAAUGCGCAAGAGAAAUAUGGCCCUCCAGCCCGGCGACCAGACCGCGAGUAUGCAGAUGACCAUCUGCUCUCCAGCGCCGACGCCCUCAUCCCCUACAAAGAACGCCGCCGUGCAUCUCCCUCUCCACCGCGAAAACCUAGAUUGCUACGACGCCAGUCAUCUCUCGAUACCUUCGAUCGCGCCGCAACCCGCUUUGCGAACGACUAUUAUCAGUAUGACCGCGAUGACUACGGCCCGCCAGUCGUCCCCAGAGCUGCUUCCCGAAGACACUCCCCUCCAUCAGAGCCGGACUUCGAAGCGAUCCGGGUUUCCGAACCCGACUAUUAUGGGGACGAAGAGUUCCACAGGAUGCGAGAUAGGGUUCGAAGCGUUACUCCCCGUGGACGAUACUCGGUGCGCGAAGAAAUACGAAAGGAAAAGGUUGACCGUCCCUAUCCCCGUCGCGGAAAGACCAGGGUCCCCAAGCACUUGGUGCAUCCUGGCGUUCUUCUCGACCUGGGCUACAAGUUCGAAGAAGAGGGUGACAACAUCAUAAUUCUGCAGGCGCUUGGAAAAGAGAAUAUUGACGAGCUGGUCAGCUUCAGCAGGGAGGUUCGUCGAAAGACUCGUGUCGAAGAGGUAAAAGGACAACAAAGGCUCGUAUCUCGAAGUCGCCGUGAGACGGUCUCUGUCGAGAGAACGCGGUCCAAAUCCCGCCGAAGAAGUUCGAGUGUUAUUCGUCCCAAAGCCGAGUUUCUCGAGGUUCGUGAGACUCGACAAACACGGCGAGUUUCACCGUCCCCGGCUCCGGCGCCGACGCUCCAGCCUCGUCGCCGGCGUCUGUCGUCUCCAAUCCGAGUUAUUCAGCCCCGUGAGAGAUUCGUCGAGGAAAUCAUCCAGCCAAAUACUGACGUUGCACUCAUCGUACCGGAGCGUCACCGACGAAGUGAUCGCGAGCUACGAGCCGAGAUCCACUCUCUGGAGGGAAGAAGACUCCUCACUGAGCAUGAAUCCAUCGCACCGGGUGAUGUUAUCGAGGUUCGGCGCGACCAUAAAGGCCCGAGCCAACGCCUGAUCCGUGCUAUGAUGGCAACCCUUACUUGA